This is a messenger RNA of Tarenaya hassleriana, 1947 nucleotides long. RefSeq names its product camelliol C synthase-like. The coding region runs from base 1 to 1947 and encodes 648 amino acids. The transcript has 15 exons. The record is from RefSeq and is a predicted model, not a curated record. Gene Ontology annotation, biological process: triterpenoid biosynthetic process. Lineage: Eukaryota; Viridiplantae; Streptophyta; Magnoliopsida; Brassicales; Cleomaceae. Gene Ontology annotation, cellular component: lipid droplet. Gene Ontology annotation, molecular function: beta-amyrin synthase activity.
AUGGACUUGGAUCAUGGCGGACGGUGCGAUGCCGACGCCGGUUCGCCGGAGGAACUCUCCGCCGUCGAGGAGUGUCGCCGGAGUUUCUACGAGAACCGUUCUCGUGUUAAAGCUAGUAGCGACCUUUUAUGGAGAAUGCAGUUUCUGAAGGAGAAGAAAUUCGAGCAACUGAUACCGCCGGUGAAGGUUGGAGAUGCCGAGAAGAUAACGCACGAAACGCUGACCAAUGCGUUACGGAGAGGAGUCCGACUCCUCUCGGCGUUGCAGUCCGACGACGGCCACUGGCCGGCCGAAAACGCCGGUCCUUUGUUCUUCCUCCCGCCGUUGGUAUUCUGUCUGUACAUCACAGGUUAUCUUGAUGAGGUAUUCACUGCAGAGCAUCGAAAAGAAGCCCUCCGAUACAUAUACUGUCACCAGAACGAGGAUGGAGGGUGGGGACUACACAUAGAAGGUCACAGCACAAUGUUCUGCACUGCCCUGAAUUACAUAUGUAUGCGUAUACUUGGAGAAGGUCUGGAUGGAGGACGAGAAAACGCUUGCAGAAGGGCCCGACAAUGGAUUCUUGGCCAUGGCGGCGUAACCUACAUUCCUUCUUGGGGAAAAGCUUGGCUUUCGAUACUUGGUGUCUUUGAUUGGGCUGGAAGCAAUCCGAUGCCUCCUGAGUUCUGGAUCCUUCCUUCCUUCCUUCCAAUACAUCCUGCAAAAAUGUUGUGCUACUGUCGAAUGGUUUACAUGCCUUUGUCGUAUCUUUACGGGAAGAGAUUUGCAGCACAAAUAACACCUCUUAUUCUGCAACUGCGUGAGGAACUGUACUUACAGCCUUAUGAAACAAUCAACUGGAACAAAGCUCGUCAUCUAUGUGCAAAGGAAGAUUUGUACUAUCCCCAUCCUUUGAUUCAAGAUCUUAUAUGGGACUGUCUUCAUACCUUAAUGGAGCCUUUCCUUGCACGUUGGCCAUUUAACAAGCUCCUUAGGGAAAAGGCUCUUAAGGUGGCAAUGGAACACAUACAUUAUGAAGACGAGAAUAGCCGUUAUAUCACCAUCGGAUGCGUUGAAAAGGCACUAUGCAUGUUGGCUUGUUGGGUUGAAGAUCCGAAUGGGGAUUAUUUCAAGAAACACCUUGCUAGAGUCCUUGAUUACUUGUGGGUUGCAGAAGACGGAAUGAAAAUGCAGAGCUUUGGAAGUCAGCUAUGGGAUACAGGGUUUGCGAUUCAAGCUCUAUUAGCAAGUAACCUCUCCAGUGAAAUCUCCGAUGUACUCAAGAGGGGACACAACUUCAUAAAGAUGUCUCAGGUUAUAGAGAAUCCUUCUGAUGACUUCAAGAGCAUGUACCGACAUAUUUCCAAAGGGGCAUGGACUUUCUCAGACCGAGAUCAUGGAUGGCAAGUUUCAGACUGCACGGCUGAUGGCUUAAAGUGUUGCCUGAUGCUGUCAACUAUGCCGCCGAACAUGGUAGGCCCCAAAAUGGAUCCCGAGCGACUCUAUGAUUCUGUUAAUAUCAUAUUGUCUUUACAGAGCAAGAAUGGAGGUGUGACUGCAUGGGAGCCGGCCCGUGCAUAUGGAUGGUUAGAAUUGUUCAAUCCCACGGAGUUUUUCGCCGACACUUUGAUUGAGUAUCAGUAUGCCGAAUGUACUUCAUCAGCAAUCCAAGCAUUGGUUUUGUUCCGGAAACUGUACCCAGAUCACAGGGCAAAAGAGAUCAAUACCUUUAUCGAGAAAGCAGUGGAAUACAUAAAACGCAUACAAAUGCCUGAUGGUUCAUGGUACGGAAGCUGGGGAGUUUGCUUCACAUACGGUACAUGGUUUGCUCUUGCAGGCCUAGCAGCCGCUGGUAAGACUUACGACAACUGUCUUGUUACACGCAAAGGCGUUCAUUUCCUUCUUACAACACAAAAAGAUAAUGGAGGUUGGGGAGAAAGCUAUCUAUCAUGCCCUGAAAAGGUAUAG